This is a messenger RNA of Aspergillus homomorphus CBS 101889, 1173 nucleotides long. Its product is annotated as NAD(P)-dependent alcohol dehydrogenase. NCBI's taxonomy places the organism in Eukaryota, Fungi, Ascomycota, Eurotiomycetes, Eurotiales, Aspergillaceae. The record is from RefSeq and is a predicted model, not a curated record. The transcript is spliced from 3 exons. The coding region runs from base 49 to 1050 and encodes 333 amino acids. Gene Ontology annotation, molecular function: zinc ion binding; alcohol dehydrogenase (NADP+) activity. Gene Ontology annotation, biological process: alcohol metabolic process.
GUGAUAAACUGAACGAAAACAAAGUCAAUCAAUCGCUUCUUGAUCACAAUGUCCUCCUUCACAUACGAUGUUUUCCGCGGCUCCGCUGAGGGCAAGAUCGUGCCCGCCCAGACGACCAGCGAGCUCGGCCAUGGCGAGGUCUUCAUCGAGACCACGCACUCCGGUCUCUGCGGUACCGACGAGCACUACCUGAAGGCGGACCAGGUCCUGGGUCAUGAGGGUGUCGGAAUCGUCAAGGCUGUCGGUCCGGGUGUCACUGAUGUGAAGGUCGGAGCGCGUGUCGGCUUCGGAUACACGCACAGCGUGUGUGCCAACUGCGACAACUGCGUUACCGGAUGGGACCAAUAUUGCCGCAACCAGAAGCAGUACGGCUUCCACGACCUGCACAACGGCACGUUCAGCUACGGAGCGAUCUGGGACGCCAAGUGCGUGUACCCGAUUCCGGAAGGCUACGACUCGAUCAACGCGGCGCCGCUGAUGUGCGCCGGCGCGACGGUGUGGACGGUGCUGUCUGAGUACGGCAUCAAGGCGACUGACCGCGUGGCCGUCAUGGGCAUCGGCGGCCUGGGCCACAUCGCCAUCAAGCUGGCGGCCGCCAUGGGCUGCCACGUGGUGGUGCUGUCCAGCUCCGAGGCCAAGCGCCAGGAGGCCAUGGAUUUCGGCGCCUCCGAGUACCACGUCUUCCGGUCUGGCGACGCCGUCCCCGAGGGCUUCAAGCCCGUCAACCACCUGCUGCUGUGCGGUAGCGGGGCCGUCGAUUACCCUUCGCUCAUCCCCCUCAUGGCUACCCACGGAAGCAUCUACCCGCUCACCGUGGCCUUCGAGCCCGCCCGCAUCCCCAUGCUGGACCUCGUCUGGCGCGGCGUCCGCAUCCAGGGCUCCCUCGUCGCCUCCCGCAAUAGCAUCCGCUCCCUGCUUGAGUUCGCCGCCCGCAAGAACAUCACCCCUGCCGUUAUGACUUUCCCCCUCACCAAGGAGGGUAUCGAGGUGGCCAUGGAGACCCUCAGACAGGGUAAGAUGCGCUACCGUGGUGUUCUUGUCAAGCCUUAGGUGGCUGUUGCUGUCGAGGUGACUGUUGACGGUGUAUGAUGAUUUUGUUUUGCACAUACCAAAAGUGGCGUUGAGGCGGGCUGGACUUGACUUGUAUAGAUAUAGAUAUAGAUUUAGACAUGG